Messenger RNA from Klebsormidium nitens, 945 nucleotides. The record is from the annotation of a GenBank genome assembly. NCBI's taxonomy places the organism in Eukaryota, Viridiplantae, Streptophyta, Klebsormidiophyceae, Klebsormidiales, Klebsormidiaceae.
GUAAAGGUUAGGCGUUUCGCUGUGUCUGUCUUGCACGUUCACAAGAAGAGCUCCAUAUGUUCCACAGCUUUCCCACAACCUGAGAACUCGAGCAGAACAGCAGUGCCCGAAGUGUGUGAGGGUGGACGGAUUGACAAGAGUACCGUAGUUGCCUUAGGCUUCUGCUGCAGCCUCCGAGCAGCUUUGAAGUCCACGAGGCAAGGGUGUCAGCUUCAACACAGCGCCCCAAUCUGCGGGUGGCGCAUAGUCGCUGCAAAAUGGGGUCCUCAAGUAAUGGCCACACAAUCAUGUUGUAUCAGCUACAAAAGGCCCAAGGGUCUCGCACCUGGGAAUCGCAUGAUACCAUCAGUGCAGCCAUGGAUGCCCUAUGUGCAAGAUUUGAGAAACUUCUAAAAGAAAGAAGCCCCAACGUGCGGAAUAUUACUUACGAUGUUUCCGACCUGUUCGGAUAUAUCGACAGCCUGUAUGAUAUCAGUGCCCUCGUUCUCGACGAGGAGCUGAGUGCUUAUAUUCCAUGUGACCGGAAAUGGAUUCAGAAUAAAGCUCUUCAGCAUUUAAAACAGAUGGCAGCCCCGCGAGGUCGGUAGCCGUUUGUAGUGCCCGAUCAGUCUGCAGGAGGGUGCCUUCGCAUCUCGUGGGACGAGUUGUUAUGCGAAGGCUCCUUGGUAGAGGAAGUGUAGGUCUUCGUCUUUUCAGUCGUUGUAUAGUGGUAGCCAAUAAGCCUAACUGCCUUUGGGGCGGCUCCGGGUGCUCCGGGUCAUACCUGAAAAACAUACGUCUUAUGCAGGCCUGAACAUAAGUAUUUUUUUCAUGAAUCUAUACUGACACAGCUAAUUUGGAUGAUCACGUCACUUAAGGGCACCAGUUCAAGACUCUAUAUAUGGUGUUUGACUUGGGUCAUCAAUUGAUUCAGUCGAUUCGGAUUAAAGGACCGUCUGCGCGGGC